Messenger RNA from Knipowitschia caucasica, 873 nucleotides. Lineage: Eukaryota; Metazoa; Chordata; Actinopteri; Gobiiformes; Gobiidae. The record is from the annotation of a GenBank genome assembly.
AUGCAUGUUGUGGACAGCAGCACCGGCACAGACCUAAGCAGCAAGUUCUCGUUCUGGCAUGCAUACCUGCUGGUAGCCGGAGUGUGGUGCUACGCUGGAGUGUUUGCAGUGGGGCCUUUGUCAGGAUGGGGGCGCUAUGGAGCAGAGCCUUACGGGACAGCCUGCUGCAUCGACUGGCACGCUCCCAGUGAGAAAUCCUCAGCCAUGAGCUACAUCGUGUGCCUGUUCUUCUUCUGCUACAUUGUGCCCUGUACCGUCAUCUUCCUCUCCUACAUGUUCAUUUUGAUGACGGUGAAAGGGUCCCGACAGGCAGUCCAGCAGCACAUGUCCCCCCAGAACAAGAUCACCAACGCACACGCACUCAUCAUUAAGCUCUCAGUGGCAGUGUGCAUCGGCUUCCUCACGGCUUGGAGUCCUUACGCUGUCGUGUCCAUGUGGGCCGCAUUCGGGAACCCAUCGAAAGUGCCUCCAAUGGCGUUCGCUCUGGCAGCUAUAUUUGCCAAGUCGUCCACCCUUUACAACCCCAUCGUCUAUCUCCUCUUCAAGCCCAACUUCCGGAAGUCGCUCUGCCGGGACGUGGCCCAGUGCAAGAGCAUGUUCUGUGGCUGUUUUUGUAGCCACGCCUCCCCUCAGAAGGGAACAUGCAGAGACGCUGAUUUCAAAGACGACUGCGACUCCACGCGGCUGUCGAACGGACUUCCGGAGAACCACGGGGCUUGUCGGCACUGUGCGUCUCCGGCGUCCGCCCACAGACUCGGGGGGCCGUGUGACGGGCACAGUCCUCAGCAGACUGCCAGGAUACUGACAGGAUCCGUGCACAGCGAGGUGGCCGUCAGUCAACUCUCCAAUGAGCUUCAAAGUGACUUCCUCUAG